GUUACAUCCGUUUUCCUGAUCCCCACAUGUGACGUUGAGAGGUGCGUAUUUCACCUUUAACCUGAUUCCCAGAAUGGAAAUGAAGCGCACAGCGCUGCGCGUAAAAGAACGCGUCCUCGUUGAUCAGAUAACAUCCACAUCAGCUCCUCCAUAUCUCCCUCUGCGAGCCAUUCUCCACAAACCGGGAGAUAAAGAGGAUCCCUAGCGCAGAUGUAUCAGUUCAGAUGAUCUUUGAUCGACUUUUUUAGGAAACCUAGGUGUCCACUGCUUUUCUCCCGCUUUAUCCGAACAGAUCCAACUGGACCGAUGGUCGUACAGUACAUUUGUCCCGCUCCGCUCCUCAUCCCUGACAGUCCGAGGAGCUCAACGCGCCCAGAUCGGACUUUGUGACUCGAUGUGUUGGACAGCCAGCGGUAUCACCGGACACUUUGGCCUAAAUGUUCUAUUUUAAUGUAAGAAAAUGAACUUUUAAAGUUCUUGGCAUGGAAUGACGCGCCGACAUUUUCAUGUGUCCAUGGUGUAGUGAUCUCAUGACUUCAUCGUGACCGAAGCCCGUCCAGCCCCUCAGUCCGUCCUCCUGCUGGGGAAACCCUGUUUCCCUGUGGUUUACAGCAGAGACGCCCCUUUUCUGUCUCUCAUUGUGUAAGAGGCCAUUAACCAGGUUUCCCUGCACCACCAUGGCAGCUGCUCCAGAUGCUCAGUGCCUGUCACAGCUCAGUGGACUCAGCCGGAACAUCACUUUCAUCUCUGGCACCCAACCCUGCAACCGCAGCACCGUCAGGACCUCGCCUUACACCCCGCAGGCCACCGCAGCCUUUGCCAUCUCCAUCACCUUCAUGAUGGUCCUGACCAUCGUUGGGAACAUCCUGGUCAUCAUUGCUGUCCUGACGUCCCGGUCCCUGAAGGGGGCUCAGAACCUUUUCCUGGUGUCUCUGGCUGCAGCAGAUAUUUUAGUGGCCACACUCAUUAUUCCCUUCUCAUUGGCUAAUGAGCUACAGGGCUACUGGGCAUUUAGCUCCAUUUGGUGUGAGAUUUACCUGGCGCUGGAUGUUCUCUUCUGUACCUCCUCUAUUGUGCACCUGUGUGCAAUAGCUCUGGACCGCUAUCUGUCCAUCUCUCAGCCAGUGUCCUAUGGCGCCAAACGUAGUCCCUCACGCAUCAAGGCAGCCAUCAUCGUUGUUGAAAAAAAAUGUGAACUAAACAGUGAGCGCUGGUACAUUCUCUACUCCACCAUUGGCUCAUUCUUUGCCCCCUGUGUGAUAAUGAUUCUGGUUUAUGUGAGGAUUUAUCAGAUCGCUAAGCAGCACACUCGCUGCCCGCCAGGACAGAAGUAUAACGUGGUGGCAGGGAAAGAUGCCAGCAUGGCAACCAAUGAGCCUGCCGCCAAGUUAUCGGAUCAGUCCCAGCAGAACGGGGAUCAAGGAGGAAUGACUGCCAGCCAACGAGAAAAAGUCCGGACCAAAAUGUCUGGAUCAGACUCCACCCCGUCACUUCGGAAAUUGCCUGAGAACACCACAAGCCAGGAUGCCCAGCACUACCUUCCUCAUCCAAGUACGGCUCCGGUCCAGAAGUCCUCCUCCUCUUCAAUCCCCCAGUGUGACAGCCAGAUCCUCUCAGCUGUUCCCCACAAAGAGCCCCAGAAAUAUGCAGACGGAGGGGAGGUGCUUAACGACAACAUGUCCAGCUCUGGCUCUGAGCUGGAUGUGGGUGAGGAAGGUGUUCUCAGAGAGGACAGCAAAGAAGAGGCCCACAAACCUGACAAGCAGACUUUGGGAUUACCCCAAAGCAAAAGGUUCAAAGUUCAGGUGCUAAACCUGGCCUACAGAUACAAAAACACUAUGGCCACAUCAUCUGGCACCAAACUGGUACCCGAGGGGACACUUACCAUUCAGGGGACGCCCAUGUGCCGCCGUAAAGCCAUGGUGAACAGGGAGAAGAGGUUCACCUUCGUCUUGGCUGUGGUGAUGGGAGUGUUUGUGAUCUGCUGGUUCCCUUUCUUCUUGUCUUACUCUCUUCAGGCGGUGUGUCCUGAAACCUGCAGCAUCCCCAACCCCUUGUUCAAAUUCUUCUUUUGGAUUGGCUACUGCAACUCCUGCCUCAACCCAGUCAUAUACACAAUCUUCAACAAGGAUUUCAGGAAGGCCUUCAAGAGGAUACUGUGCAGGGACACGAAGGGUACGUUCUUCUAGAGGGGAAAGUUUUUAGUGGUUUGGUGUUUGACCUGCUCAGCGGACAAGGAGCCCUUUGAAACAUGACUUCUUGUUUCUGUACUUUUUGUGUUUGACCAGGAUUGACCUUCUGCUGUGCCACAUAAACACUUGUACAUUAAGGAGGACACUGUGUCCAUUUUCUCUUCUCCUUGUGCUUCUGUUAGCUGAGUCACAGCUGCACUGACAAAGGAGGACAUUUCAGAAAGUCACAGUCAAAUGGCCGAAUCAAUUAUCUGUAAUGACAUUUAAGAAUAAAACAGUGACUCUGAGGAAGAAUGAUUCGAUUACAUUUGGUAACAGAAGUCAAGAGCAUACAGGGUCUGUGUUUAGUAAUUUAAAGCACAAACAGAACUACGACAGUGUGUGUGUUUGCAUGGGCACAGAGGAUCGUUGCCUGAGGGUCUUACUGGAACAGAACAAAGAUCACUAAGUGUCCUUUAUUGGAGAUAAAACGGACAGUCAAGGAACAAGAUCAGGAAAAAUGUGAGCAUCCUCGUCUGUGCCUCCGCCUCUCGCUCGUUCCUUCCCUUAUUUCUGCCUGUGACUUUGGACGUGAUGAUGGAUAGAGCCUUUUGUCUCCAUGACCCUCUGGUGUCACGCCUCUCUCUGGGAGCUGCUGAUUCAGAUGAAGACCAGAGGCUUUACAAAAAGAAACGCUCCGUGUGAAUGUGAUACUUUGGAGAUGAACUGUUUGCACACACACACCAAGCUUCACUCCUUCCCCUUUAAUGUCACGUUUUUUCUCAGUGCAUGUGUUGAGGCUUCAGCUCCAGGUCUGUUUUCACAGGGUUUCUCCAAACUGUCAGUUUUUUAAACCCAUUUUAAUACUGUAAAGAAUGAAAUUUAAUACCUUUUCCACUGUUGACGAAUGAUGGCCUGCACCUAUUUAUGAAGAAUAUGAAUUUAUAGACAUUUACUGUGUAUCAUGUUGACCUACCAGCUGUACACAACAAUAAUAGUAACACAGUCCACAGGUUAAAGUGAUGUGGGCCCAUGUAUGGAUUACUAAAAGACUACAAAUACAGACAGUACUGUCACCACUAAGAUACAUAAUAUGACUGUAAAUAACAUUUUUGUGUCUCUUUCAGUGCGGGGGUUUUAUGUGGGGGAGGGGAGCUCGUCUGCUCAUCAAUUAGUUUAAUCUGUCACUUGUGCGUUAUGGAUUGACGAGACUCUACUAACUGUCUCUGUGUCAGGCUGUGAGGUCGUAACCCGGGUGGCUGUACGUCCCCUCAUACUUCUGAUUUAUCCACAGUUUUUAAUGAACAUGACAGACAGCGGGCUGUGCACGUGUCAGGGUACUCUCUGCCAAAGCAAUACAGACUGAAUAUGAACUGAACUGAAACUGGCAAUGAGCUGAAUCACUGAUGAAGACGCUCCUCCUCCUCCUCACCCCAGACUGAUCUGAUUUGUGUGAAUACUGUGUGUGUGCG
This is a messenger RNA of Monopterus albus (swamp eel), 3643 nucleotides long. Its product is annotated as alpha-2B adrenergic receptor-like. Gene Ontology annotation, cellular component: plasma membrane. Gene Ontology annotation, molecular function: epinephrine binding; alpha2-adrenergic receptor activity. Gene Ontology annotation, biological process: platelet activation; regulation of vasoconstriction; G protein-coupled receptor signaling pathway. The record is from RefSeq and is a predicted model, not a curated record. NCBI's taxonomy places the organism in Eukaryota, Metazoa, Chordata, Actinopteri, Synbranchiformes, Synbranchidae.